AUGAAUCCCGCCCUCGCCAAGUUUAUACUCAAAAGCACACCCAAGAGUAUCCUCAACCCGCAGCCCGAAAUGAACACCGCGAUCCCUCUCAACACUGGCGCCACCAUCCCAGCCCUUGGUUUGGGAACGUGGCAGUCUCCGCCAGGCGAAGUCAAGAAGGCGGUCGUGCAUGCGAUUGAGAGCGGUUACAGGCAUAUCGACUGCGCUUUCUGCUACCAAAACGAGGACGAGGUCGGCGAUGCGCUUCAGGACGUCAUUUCACGAGGUAUCGUGGAGAGAGAAGAUCUGUUCAUCACUAGCAAGCUGUGGUGCACAUUCCACACCAGGGCCGAAGAGGGGCUGCAGAAGAGCUUGGACAUGCUAAAGACUCCCUACGUGGAUCUUUACCUGAUGCACUGGCCUGUUCCCAUGAACCCUAAUGGCAACCAUCCCCUCUUCCCCAAGCACGAAGACGGCUCACGCGACAUCGACAGCUCAAUAACCCACCAAGACACCUGGAAGAACUUGGAGAAGUUGAUCCAGUCACACCCUGAAAAGGUCAAGGCUAUCGGCGUCGCGAACUACUCCGUCAAGUACUUGGAGAAGCUGCUCGCCAAAGCUACCAUCGUUCCCGCCGUCAACCAGAUCGAGAACCACCCACUGUGCCCACAACAAGAGGUUAUAGACUUUUGCAAGGAGAAGGGUAUUCAUAUCACAGCAUACAGCCCACUUGGCAGCACUGGAUGUCCGCUGUUCGAGGACGAGGGUGUGAAUGAGGUUGCAAAGAAGCACAGUGUGAAACCCGCUGUUGUACUUUUGAGCUAUCACCUCGCUCGCAACUCCUCUGUCCUCGCAAAGUCCGUCACUCCAUCGCGCAUCGAGGAGAACAGCAAGCUCAUCUCCCUCGACGGUGAAGACAUGGAGAAGCUGGAGAAGAUUCACAAGGUCAAGGGAAUUACUCGCUAUGUAUACCCGCCCUUUGGCGUCGACUGCGGAUUCCCAGACAAAGUAGGGGGCAUGGACCUGAGCGGUCCGUGACUGGCAGAAAUGAGUAAACUGUAGCAUGCAUUUAGGAUAGGAACAAAAGCUAUACCCAAUUGAAGGUUUCA
Messenger RNA from Pyrenophora tritici-repentis Pt-1C-BFP, 1088 nucleotides. RefSeq names its product ARA1, Aldo-keto reductase, related to diketogulonate reductase. The record is from RefSeq and is a predicted model, not a curated record. Gene Ontology annotation, cellular component: cytosol. NCBI's taxonomy places the organism in Eukaryota, Fungi, Ascomycota, Dothideomycetes, Pleosporales, Pleosporaceae. Gene Ontology annotation, molecular function: aldose reductase (NADPH) activity.